AUGCUUAAAUGGGCAGUAACACCGCGUUUGAACAGUGAAUUCUCUGAAUAUGAUGAAUCUCAAGAAGAUGAUACUGAUGAAUUAUUAUCAUUUCAAACUGUGAUCGAACAACAUAAAUUACCUUGUCUUGUUCAAAUUGUUGAUAAUGAUACAAAUGAUUCAAAUGAUGAUAAUUAUUAUAUUUUACUUUGCAAAACAAAUGAUUCAUAUUUAAGUGUUUCAAACGAAACGAAACAAUUUUCUAUUCCAAUUUCAUUUGAUGGUUUGUUUGCUAUAGUCGAACGUGGUGUAACUCAUUAUAAUAUUGUUCAAUCAAUUCAUUCUCUACGAUCACAUUUCAAGUCUUAUUCAUCAUUUCCAUAUACACAUUUUACAAUAUUACAACCACAUAUGGCAUAUAGUAAUUCAUCUCUUUGUCGUGUAGAACCAGGUACACUUCUUGAGCCAUGUCACAGUUCAACUGGAGGACCUUCGUCUUUAACAUCAGCAACAGGAAUUCGUUUACGUACAUUAUUUGCCAGUCUUCCACAUUCACUUAAUAAACAUUUAUUAUCUAAUCAAAAACAUUCAAUAAAAAAACAAUUAUCGUCAUCGUCAUCAUCAUCAUCAAAUGAACAUUUUGAAGUAAAAUCAAAUUUACACGAUGAACUUUUUACUUUAAAAUCUGAUUCUCUUGGAAUUUUUGUUCCUGUAUAUACGCAAUUAUCAUCAAUUAAUUCUCAGUAUCAAUUACCUUCUUCUCCUUUUUCACCAAACCAUAUUCAAGGUUUAUAUACAACGAAUGUAUUAAGUAAAUUAUCUAAUCAAUAUCCACUUAUAACCGAACUUAUUAUAAGUCGUACAUUAGAAGAAUACGCUUCAACAACUGUUAAAUAUCCUUUUCGACGGUUAACAUUUCAUCGUCUUAUUGAAAAUCAUCCACGUAUUAUUGCAUUUGAUAUAAAAAAAUAUGCAUUUAUUGAAAUUGAUGUACAAAGUUCACUUGAUAUGUAUACUAUCAAACAUAACAGUAAAUUAUUUCAACAUUAUCAAGAACAAAUACGUUGGUGUCGUAAAUAUCUUCCAUUAUUUCGUUCACAAAUAAAAACAAUUGUUCACCUAUCUGAUGAUACAACGAUGUUUUUUCAAGCAACACAAUUUCAUCAAGAAUAUCAACAUCGUCGAAAUACAUCAUCAGCAACAUGUUCAUCAGUUAUUAAACAUAUACCAAAAACAGUAUAUACAUCACAUGAUAUAGUAUCAUCAAAUAAUUUACAUAGUCAAAAUUGCUUAGCAUCAAAAUUUUAUACAAUAUCAAAUCAUGCUAAAUAUGAACAAAAACAACGACAUAAAGAAAUUAUAAGAAAAAAUGCACGAGUUCAUUUUAAUGAUUCAACUAUUGAAAGACAUUUUCAAUCGAAACAUAUAUCAAUGAAUAAAAAACAUCCACUCUAUCGAAUAAAUAAUACGGAAAAUGAACAAAUUCAUGGUAGUGAAGAGAAUGAAGAUACAUUUCAAUGUACAGCACUAUAA
Messenger RNA from Adineta steineri, 1512 nucleotides. The record is from the annotation of a GenBank genome assembly. NCBI's taxonomy places the organism in Eukaryota, Metazoa, Rotifera, Eurotatoria, Adinetida, Adinetidae.